AUGAAUUCGAAUGGAGAACCUACGACAAAUAAAGUAUUAGAUUCUUGUGGUGAUAGUGGUUAUACAGCUGAAGAAUAUAAUCCAAGUCUUCAUAUCACUUCAUUCUUUAUAAUUCUUAUAACAAGUUCAUUAGGUGCCUUUAUUCCAGUUAUCGCCACUAGAAGCAAAAUUGGUUUAUUUUUUGUUAAUCCAUGUGUUAGCCGUAAAUCAUUUCGGUACUGGUGUUAUUCUGCAACCGCUUCUAUUCACAUAAGUAAUGACCAAAGAAAAAAAUCUUUGAUUCGAAUUAUGAUGCUUUCUAUGGCAUUUGAAGUAUUAAGUGAAGACUAUCUUCCAGAAAUGUCAACUAAUCUUCAAACUCAUAACACUUAUAAUGAUGACAGUAAAAUACAAAAUACUGAAAAUUUUACUUUGACCAGUUUUAACUUUGAAAGACCCUUUGAAGAAGACAACGAAAAUGUAAUCUCUAAAUUACUUCAACGUGUGAAAACUUCGUUUAGUAUUCCUGGUGGUAAUUCAACAACAAUUUAUGCAUCUACACAAGUUCUACCCAAAAAUACUACUGACAUCACAAGUAACUCUACUAUUACUAUUAACAACUGCAACAACAAUAGUAAUAGUAAUACGAAUUCUACUAAUGCAAACAAUACAAUUAAUGGAACUCAAGAAAAUAACAACAGUUCACCAACUAAACCUUCUGUGACUUCGCUUUUAUUACCUGAUAAGGAAAAAAAAGGUUUUGUUCAAGGCGUAACACUCGCACCACCUGUUAUAUCUUUCGAAGCUGCAUUAUUUGACAAUGCCCCGGUGCUUUUAUUAGAGUCAGAACCUAUGACACAAGAUUAUUCAACAAAGUAUGGCAAUUUAAACGAUUCUACCAAUUUAAUAUCUGAAAAGGCCAACGGUGUUCAACAUCUCACAACUACAUUAUUUGAUCAACAAUAUCAAGUCAGAUAUUUGAAUGAUGCAUUUGAUUCAAGAGUAGUAAAACCAUUUCAAAUUAAUUCAUCAUCUGUUAUCAAAAAAAACUCGGUCAGUAAAGCUAUUCGCAGAAUACGCGGGGAGGGUGUCAAUAGAGUUUAUUGGAUGGCUGAUGAUACUUGUAAAGAAUGUUAUGAUUGUCAAAUAUUUUGUUACAAAUGCUCCUCCAAUAUAAUAUCUGGCGCAAGAUUUAAUCAUAAUGGAUCAAUAAGGGUUUGUAAUUAUUGCCAUGAUGAAUAUUCUGAUUUUGAAUCAGAUAUAAGGCAAAAUGACAUCUCACUUAUGAUCCCUCAAAGGCAACUUCAAUUAGCAAUGUUUUCAGACAACUAUAAUGUCAUUAGUCCUAAUUCACAACCGGAAUUUUCUUAUUCAUUGGCACCUCCAACACCUGGUCUUGUGAAUCAAAGAGCUCCAUCUCCUGAUACAAUUUCAAUUAACGAUGGUAUCAAAAAAAUGUUGGUGGUUGGUUCCUCAUUAUUUAUGACAAGAUCUAGAUCAAAUACAGCCGCAGAUGACAGUAAUACAUUUUUAUCAUCGUCACCUGCACCAUUUAGACAUAGCCUACCGGAAGAAGAUAAAGUAACUCCUGCUGCAAAUGCUGAGGCUGUCUUAGAUCCUGAAAUCGCCCCAUUCAUGAGCAAUGAUGAUGAUUGUAACGUUAAUUAUGAUUCACUAACCAACCAAUCUUAUCUUUCUGCUAUUUCGUAUCUUAAUAAUGAUUCUGCUACUCCAACACCUGUUGCCUCAGAAUAUGCUGGAAGUGAUGAUGAAUCUUCCGAUUAUAACAAAUUACAAGCAAAGAAUUUGCAAAAACCUCAAAGAAAUGAAGAUAAUAGAGCCAUUUAUCCAAAAGAUAAAAAUUAUUCUAAUCAUAGAAGAAGCAUUUCUAAUGCUCGUCCAACUCGUCCCAUGAAAAGAGGUGUCUAUAUUAAGCAAAUUAACACAAACGUCAUGGAUUUCUCACAGAUGGAACCAAGACCAUCCUCGCCUCUUAACAUCCGUCAUAACAAGUCACCCUCAGUUCCUGUAAAACUUGAAGUGAAUCCUAUUUCUCUGCAACACAUGAGACAAUUUUUACGUCAACUUCUUCAAGAAUCUCAGAUAGAUUUAUCUGGAGGAUGGGAAGAUGUCAUAAUGAAAUUAGUGAUGAAGGUGGCUGAUAAUUUAAAUCCAAAUGUUCGUAAUGGUGAUGAAAUUGAUAUUCGUCAUUAUGUUAAAAUUAAAAAAAUUCCUGGGGGAGCACCUCAAGACUCUGAAUAUGUACAUGGAAUUGUCUGCACAAAAAAUUUAGCACAUAAAAAGAUGCCCCGUUUUCUUGUGAGUCCUCGGGUGCUCAUAUUAACUUUUGCCUUGGAGUAUCACAGGGUAGAAAAUCAAUUAAUGUCUUUAGAUCCCGUAAUUGCUCAGGAGGAGGAACAUUUAAAAAAUUUAGUUGCUCGUAUUUCCGCAUUAGCACCUCAUUUGGUCCUAGUUGAAAAAACUGUUGCUAGAAAAGCUUUACAGUUUUUAUUAGAGAAAAAUAUAUCCGUUGCGUUAAAUGUUAAAUCGUCUGUUAUAGAGGCUGUUGCUCGUUGUUCAAGAGCAGACAUUAUAUCAAUUGAAAAGUUGACUUCGGAGCCAAAAUUAGGGAAAUGUGGAUCAUUCUCUGUUAAAACUUUUGUUCAUCAACUUAUUCCAGGUAGAAGAAAAACUUAUCUAUAUUUUGAAAAUUGUCCGAGAGAGCUAGGUUGUACAAUAGUGUUGCGAGGUGGUGAUAUAAAUACAUUGAAAAAGAUCAAACAAAUUACUGAUCUUAUGGUUUUUGUGGUUUACAACCUUAAAUUGGAAACAGCUUUGUUGUUAAAGCAAUUCGCAAGAUUAAAUUACGAUCUAAAUUUGGUUGAUAGAAAAAAUGAUGACGAAGAUUGUAAAAGUAAAAGCCUUGGUAUUUCAAAGCAGACACAGGAUAUUGUAAGACCAUAUGAAACUAGAAUUCUUUCAGUGUCACCAUUUAUCAAAUUUCCUCCUCCUUAUUUGCUUACAAAAAUGAUACAAGCUGAGCGUAAAUUAGCAGAAUUAAAUCAGAAACAUGUUUCAGGAUGGCAAACUGGUUCUUUAAAAGAUAGUGAGAAAUCACAUCCGUCACAAUCGAGCUCAGUUACUGGAUUAUCUGGUAUUCUACGUACUCCAGAACAGGUCUGUGCCGAAGGGGAGUAUAAUGAUGCAUAUGAUGAAUAUGAUUAUCAGGCUAAAGCAUGGAAAAGUCAUACAUUUAAUAAUAUUGUUAGUCCUUAUGCCUUUCAAAAUAUCACGAUAUUAUAUACAAAAUUUUCUGAAGAAACUCAUAAACCAUGUAUAAGACCUGAAAUUUUGGUUAUGGAGUAUUACGGAGAAUCUGAUCGCACAAUUGGCCAAUAUAUUGAAGACUUGAUUACUAACUCUACUAGUAUUUGUCAAAAUUGUUAUAAGCCAAUGUUCUUACAUUAUCAAAGUUUUUGUCAUGGAAAUUCUAGAAUUACUGUGCAUCUUAUGGAAUAUAAAAAUUUAGGGCAUCAUGAUGUACACGAAUUUGAAAAUUGUAUUUUAACAUGGAGUUACUGCAAAAAAUGUGAAAAACCAACUCCGGUCAAAAAAAUGUCAGACGAUGCAUGGAAGUACUCAUUUGGAAAAUAUCUUGAACUGUCGUUUUAUCAAACAGAAUUGGAAAGUUGCAAUGAAAAUUGCCAACAUGAUGUAUUCAAGGAUCAAGAAAAAUGCUUUGCAUUUAAUAAUCUUGCAAUAAAAUUUGAAUAUGAAGCUAUCAAGCUAAUGGAAGUACACGCACCACCUAAGCACCUAUACUAUAAGCCUGAAGUUCAUAUUCGACUAAAAAAUCAAGAUUUAGAUACAAUUCGCAAUAAGAUUACAAGUUAUUGGGAUUCUGUAGCUGAUCGAAUCAAAAACUUUAACUAUGAUUUUGUUGAACUCGAUAAAAUCGAAUGUUGUAAGCAAGAAUUAUUAGAAAUGUCUAGAAGAGUUGUGACUGAAAGGCGAUACAUGUUACAAAAGCUUCAACAGACAUAUGUGAACAGCGCACCCGAGGACACAUUGGAAUUAAAUAAUGUAAUGUAUGUGCUCCAGGAGAAAGUGACAGCUUGGGAUAAAUAUUUCGAUGAAAUUGCAAAACAAUAUUUUCCUCGAUUAACGACAAAACAAUUAAAAAGAUUUUUUGAGGUCAAACAAUAUGUUAUGCCAUUGGGACAUGGUUAUCCUGGCUCACUUUUAAAUGACCUACCGUUGAUAAAUAUGGAUCCUGAUGAUACUGACAGAGUGGAUGAAGAAUUGUUGGGACCUACGAUAUUUCCAAAAUUAAGUGGUUCACCCACUAGAGGAUUAUUAUUGAACGAGACAAAGGAUAUUGAAUUGUACCAUGAAGAUGAAAUUGAAAACUUGGAAAAUGAUAUCGAAAAAGCCAAUUCGCAAGUUUCAAUGUUCCCAUUCAUGGAUCCUAAAAUCUCAAGACGUUUGUCAAUGAAAUGGAUGAAAGAAUCUAAAACCUUUCAAUCGCCAAUAAAAUCAAACAAUGCAUCUGAAUCGAUUUUCACAUUAAUAGCUGACCAACAAGAAGAUUCACAAGCUGAGGUUGAGUUUACGCAAGAGCCAGAAGUAAUUCCAAGAUUGAUCCCUUCAACAAUAAAAAAGCAACCAAGAAAUCUAUUCUCAUCUUAUAUCAAUUUCACUAUUCGAAUAUCACUUAUUGAUGAUAAAGAAACCAAAAAAGUUCAACUUGAUCGUUUUGCACAAAAAAGAUCAUCCCUAAAAAAAAUUCAACCCUUAGAAUUAAAAGGCGCACAAAAUAAUAACAAUCAUAAUAAGAUGGGUGCAUUACAUAAACCCAGGCACCGAAGACCAACUAUCUUAACAUCAAAGCCUACAAUUGAGAUAUUCCGCAAUGUUAGUACGGCAACAGCUGAAGAAUCGGAUGAAGAUUUUGAGGAGGUAGAUGAUAAUUAUGAAAAAAAUUUAGAGGACAAAUAUCAAAUUUUUUCAUUGAAUAGUACAGAUGCUUUUGAUGAGUCAUUGGGAAAUGAAGAAAUUUUUGCAGCGCGUACUCAUGAAACAUCUGCUGGAUCAUUCGUCCAUCAUUCAGCUUUGACAUUUUUAGGUCCAGAUUUCAAUGAGCCUACUUCAGGAGAUCAUCAAAAUCUUAAUAACAACAGUUCUGGAGUAGUAAUGCCUCUGAUGAGAUCUCUCACAAACCUUUUAACUGAUAGGAAAGCCUUUAAACCUUUAAAAUAUCCUUUAAAUCCAACAGAGCAUGUAUUUCCCAAUUCCCAAAUUAUUGUGAGGGAGGAUGAACCUGGAUCUAUCAUUGCAUUUGCUUUAAAUUCACAAGAAUAUCUUGAAAAAUUAAAGAAUGUGCGGUCAAUAAAUCAAACAUUUAUAACAGAAGAUGAUAAAUUUGGUAGUAAAGGUUCAAGUUGGGGAAUUUUAAAUGUUGAUGAGGGUGCUAAUUUUGACGAUGAUUUAAUUUCACAUAUGAAAUGUCAAUUAAAGGAUGGGUCUACGCAAUUUUUUUGUAAAAUAUUUUGUGCAGAACAAUUUGAUAAUUUACGUCGAAAAUGUAAUUGUGAAAGCACAUAUAUACAAUCACUCGCACGAUGUGUUAAAUGGGACUCGUCAGGUGGUAAAUCAGGGUCUGCUUUCUUAAAGACAAGAGAUGAUCGAUUGGUUAUGAAACAAAUGUCUCGUAAUGAGAUGGACGCUUUCUUGAAAUUUGCUCCAAAAUAUUUUGAACACAUGUCGAAUGCUUUAGACAAUGAGUCAACCGUUUUGUCAAAGAUAUUUGGUUUUUAUCGCGUUGGUUAUAAAAAUGAACAUACAGGGAAAAGCAUGAAAAUUGAUCUUAUUGUAAUGGAAAACUUAUUUUAUGAACGUAAAGUUUCAAAGAUUUUUGAUUUAAAAGGUUCAAUUAGAAACCGGCAUGUUCAAUGCACUGGAAAGGAAAAUGAAGUUUUAUUGGAUGAAAAUUUACUUGAACUCAUUGUAAAUGAAAAUCCUAUAUAUCUUCGAGAACAUGCUAAAGAUUUACUUCGUAAAUCACUUGAUAAUGAUACAACAUUUUUAGCGGAUCAUAAUGUUAUGGACUAUUCACUAUUGGUCGGUUUUGAUGAUGAUAAACAGGAAUUGGUUGUUGGAAUAGUUGAUUUUAUAAGAACAUUUACAUGGGACAAGAAAUUAGAAAGUUGGGUGAAAGAAGCAGGAUUUUUGGGCGGAGGUGGUAAAGAACCAACUAUUAUUUCACCCAAACAAUAUGAAAAUAGAUUUAAAGAAGCAAUGGAAAGAUAUUUUCUUAUGGUACCUGAUAGAUGGAUUAAUUAUAGAACACAUCAAAGAUUUGAUAUAAAUCUUAUCUAUAAAUAG
This is a messenger RNA of Entrophospora candida, 6363 nucleotides long. The record is from the annotation of a GenBank genome assembly. NCBI's taxonomy places the organism in Eukaryota, Fungi, Glomeromycota, Glomeromycetes, Entrophosporales, Entrophosporaceae.